This is a messenger RNA of Rhinocladiella mackenziei CBS 650.93, 798 nucleotides long. RefSeq lists its product as uncharacterized. Lineage: Eukaryota; Fungi; Ascomycota; Eurotiomycetes; Chaetothyriales; Herpotrichiellaceae. The record is from RefSeq and is a predicted model, not a curated record. The transcript has 2 exons. Gene Ontology annotation, molecular function: oxidoreductase activity, acting on the CH-OH group of donors, NAD or NADP as acceptor. The coding region runs from base 1 to 798 and encodes 265 amino acids.
AUGAACCUCGGGGCAGGUGGUCGGCGCUCCCUCGGUAUGCCCACCCUCGCUUCAACGCCGACGGAAACUGUCAUGGGGCGCCAAGAACAUCCCGCUGGCGAGCCUGCCCCUGACAGAAACGUUGACGCCGAACACAACCAUUUUUAUAAUCCUGAACCUCCAGGGUAUGCCGUCGACCUGAGCAAUCUUUUCAAGUUAGUGACAUAUAAUCUUGUUACAUCCGCCGUAAAGGGUGAUUAUCUUGUCGACAAAUUCAGCCCUCUCAGCAAGAUAUCUUUCACAGUCGCUGAAGACAUCGGCGCUGACGGCGCUUUUGAUGCUGUCAUUCACACUGCGUCACCCUUUCAUAACAAUGUAACAGAUACUCGGAGGGACAUACUGGAUCCAGCCAUCAAUGGCACACUUGGAAUUCUCCAAGCAGCGAAGCUUCACGCUCUUUCAGUGCAUCGAGUGGUGUUGACGUCUUCCGUGGGAGCCAUGAUCAACUUCAAGAUUCACCCGGCUGUGUACGAUGGUCAAGCGUGGAAUCCGAUCGCCUUCGCGGACGCUAUCAAGGAUUUCAACCUAACUUACAAUGCGAGUAAGAGGUUUGCCGAACUUGCGGCUUGGGAAUUCGUGCGAAAUGAGAAAUCUGGCUUCGCUUUUGUUUUCGGACCUCCCCUCCACGAUGUGCGUUCUUUGAAAGAGCUCAACACCUCUAAUAAGCGCAUACUGAUGGCAUUUGACGGUACUUUCAAGAAAAGUGUUCCGUCCACCAGUAGCUGGAUGUGCACACGUCAGGGCUGUAAAGCGAUCUGA